AUGAGUCUUCCUUAUGUGGUUUUAGAAUUCGACAAGAAUGAGGUGCUGAUCCUCGCGUCUGGAGGCACUCUUGAGACACCGCAGUGGCAAUUCACUGCGAACUUUGAUGUGUCUCGCAAAGGCGAAGUCACGCUGCAUUUAUACUUGCGGGCCGAAAUGGUCGAGCCAAAAAAAAGAGACGGGUUGUCGACACAGAGAUUGGCCCUCGAUCCCAGCAAGACGAGUGGUGAUGCGAGACCGAGCGCUACCGAACUCAUGGGCGGCAAUGACGUAUACCUAGGCAUGGCCAAGUUUGUGCCUUCAUUUGAUCAGACACGUACGCUCGAUACAUGGCUUCCACUGCAUGGUGGGACAGGCGAAAUACGUGUACAGAUGGCGUUCAAGUCUCAGGUUGGCACCUCGCUGAACAUUGAAUCAUUUGAAUUGCUCAAAGUGAUUGGCAAGGGCAGCUUCGGAAAAGUGAUGCAAGUCCGCAAGCGCGAUACAUCGCGCAUAUAUGCCCUGAAAAUUAUCCGGAAAGCACAUAUUAUCUCACGAUCUGAAGUGACACAUACACUUGCGGAGCGAACGGUCCUUGCCCAAGUCAACUGUCCGUUUAUCGUGCCACUCAAGUUCUCAUUCCAAAGCCCAGAUAAGCUAUACUUGGGACUUGCAUUUGUGAAUGGCGGCGAACUUUUCCAUCACCUUCAGCGUGAGGGCCGCUUUAGCGAGGCUCGCUCACGCUUUUACGCAGCCGAGCUUUUCUGUGCUCUGGAGCAUUUGCACAGCUUCAAUGUAAUCUACCGUGAUCUGAAGCCUGAAAACAUUUUGCUCGACUAUACCGGCCACAUAGCAUUGUGUGAUUUUGGCCUAUGCAAACUUAAUAUGGGUGACAAAGAAACGACGCACACGUUUUGUGGCACACCUGAGUAUCUUGCGCCUGAACUGCUCCUAGGUCGUGGCUAUACAAAGGCCGUGGACUGGUGGACUUUGGGCGUUUUGCUUUAUGAAAUGCUCACAGGACUGCCGCCCUUUUACUCCGAAGAUGUCAAUGAAAUGUACAGGAAAAUCCUCCGUGAGCCUCUUACAUUCCCGCCAGACGUUCGCGAAGACGCGCGAGAUCUGCUGAAAGGUCUUUUGCAGCGCGAUACGUCGGUGCGUCUGGGGUCGCCACCUGGUGGUGCGGCAGAUAUUCGCAACCAUCCAUUCUUCACCAAAUACAUCGAUUGGGGACUGCUCCUAGCAAAAAAAGUCCAACCACCUUUCAAACCUGGUGUUGUCUCUGCUUUUGACACGUCCAACUUUGAUCCUGAGUUCACAAGCGAGCCUGCGCUGGAUAGUGUUGUCGAAGACGGACAUAUGAUUAGUGCUGCGGUCCAAGAGCAAUUUGCUGGCUUUAGCUAUACGGCUGCUCCUGAAGGCGCGAGUGGCGAUGGUCUUUGGCAAUGA
Molecule: messenger RNA, 1428 nt
Organism: Malassezia globosa CBS 7966
Lineage: Eukaryota; Fungi; Basidiomycota; Malasseziomycetes; Malasseziales; Malasseziaceae
Exons: 1
Coding region: 1-1428 (475 amino acids)
Biological process (GO): protein phosphorylation
Cellular component (GO): nucleus; cytoplasm
Molecular function (GO): ATP binding; protein serine/threonine kinase activity
Source: RefSeq, a predicted model, not a curated record